This is a messenger RNA of Fusarium keratoplasticum, 561 nucleotides long. Its product is annotated as Cupin-7 domain-containing protein. The coding region runs from base 1 to 561 and encodes 186 amino acids. Lineage: Eukaryota; Fungi; Ascomycota; Sordariomycetes; Hypocreales; Nectriaceae. The record is from RefSeq and is a predicted model, not a curated record. The transcript has a single exon.
AUGGCAAACGAAAACACCUCCAAGCCGGAAGAGCUCAGAGAGCGUGCCGAUCAGGCUGCCAUCCCUUAUCGCGGGCCACGUCUACCCGCUGUACCUGACGAUCUCGUUAUCCCCGGCAUUUUCGACAUUGAAUGCGACGAACGUCUUUGGGUCCCCCAAGCUCCAGACGUCUGGUUCCGGCCACUUCUAUUCAGCGUCUCGGGCGGUUACUUUGUCAAUAUCCUCCGUGUACGACGAUCCGGCAUCCUAUCUCGUCAUCGCCACGCUGGUGCGGUACACGCCACUGUGCUCAAGGGCCGCUGGCACUAUCUCGAACACCCCUGGUGGGCUACUGAAGGCGGCUACGCGUACGAGCCUCCUGGAGAUAUUCAUACGCUUGAGGUGCCGGAGGAUGUGAAGGAGAUUGUGACGCUGUUCCACGUUACGGGCGCUUAUAUCUAUGUGGACCCUGAUGGCAAUCCUGUGGGAGUGGAGGAUGUAUUCAGCAAGUUGGAUAAGGCGAGGAAGCAUUAUGAAGCUGUUGGACUCGGGGCGAGCUUUGCGGACCAGUUUGUGAGAUAG